AUGCUCCACUCCCUUGGCGUUCACACCUUGCAGCUGCUCACCCAGGCGGCCGCCUGCAUCCUCCUCUUCCCCCGCUUCCUGCUCACCGCCGUGAUGCUCUGGCUCCUGGAUUUUCUGUGCAUUAGGAAGAAGAUGCUGAUGAUGCCCACGGCGGAGGAGGCGGCCAGCGCCAGCGAGGGGCCGCCCCCCGACGACCCACCGGUCUGCGUGUCCGACUCCAACCGCAUGUUCACGCUGGAGUCGCUGAAAGCUGUGUGGCACGGUCAGAAGCUGGACUUCUUCAAGUCGGCGCACGUGGGCUCCUUAGCCCCCAACCCCGAGGUGAUCCAGCUGGACGGGCAGAAGAGGCUCCGUAUCCUUGACUUCGCCCGCGGCAAGAGACCUCUCAUCCUCAACUUCGGCAGCUGCACCUGACCCCCGUUCAUGGCCCGCCUGAGGUCCUUCCAGCGCCUGGCCGCGCACUUCGUGGACAUUGCUGACUUCCUGCUGGUGUACAUCGAAGAAGCACACCCCUCCGACGGCUGGGUCAGCUCGGACGCAGCCUACAACAUCCCCAAGCACCAGUGCCUCCAGGACAGGCUGCGGGCAGCUCAGCUGAUGAGGGAAGGGGCGCCCGAUUGCCCCCUGGCCGUGGACACCAUGGACAAUGCUUCCAGCGCCGCCUACGGUGCCUACUUCGAGAGGCUCUACAUCAUUCAGGAGGAGAAGGUGAUGUACCAGGGAGGCAGAGGACCAGAGGGCUACAAGAUCUCGGAGCUGAGGAGCUGGCUAAACGAGUACAAAACCCGGCUCCAGAGCCCCAGCACGGUGGUCAUCCAAGUGUAA
Messenger RNA from Apus apus (common swift), 825 nucleotides. RefSeq names its product iodothyronine deiodinase 3 (gene DIO3). The record is from RefSeq and is a predicted model, not a curated record. Lineage: Eukaryota; Metazoa; Chordata; Aves; Apodiformes; Apodidae. Gene Ontology annotation, molecular function: thyroxine 5'-deiodinase activity. The transcript has a single exon.